AUGGCGGGCACCCGCAAGCCCUGGGCUGGUGUGCGGUUCCUGGAGCAGCAGAAUAAGGUCCUGGAGACCAAGUGGAGCCUCCUGCAGGACCAGGGCUCCAGUUCCAACACCAACCACAACAACCUGGAGCCCUUCUUUGAGAACUACAUCAGUAGCCUCAGGGCCUUCCUGGAUGGGCUGCUUGGCGAGAAGAGCAAGCUGGAGGGGGAGCUGAGGAGCAUGGAGGAUCUGGUCGAGGACUUCAAGAAGAAGUAUGAAGAGGAGAUCAACAAGCGCACAGCAGCGGAGAAUGACUUCGUGGUCCUGAAGAAGGAUGUCGAUGCCACUUACAUGACCAAGGUAGAACUGGAGGCCAAGGUGGAGAGCCUGACAGAUGAGAUCAACUUCCUGCAGGCCCUCUACAAUGCUUCAGACACCAGCGACACGUCGGUGGUGCUGUCCAUGGACAACAACCGCUGCCUGGACCUGAACAGCAUCAUCGCUGAGGUCAAGGCCCAGUACGAGGACAUCGCUCAAAGGAGCAAGGCCGAGGCGGCGGCCCUGUAUCAGUCCAAGCUGGGCGAGCUGGAGAGCACGGCGGGCAGGCACGGCGAUGACCUCAAGAGUACCAAGAGCGAGAUCUCCGAGCUCAACCGACUGAUCCAGAGGCUGCGGGCUGAGAUCGAGAGCGUCAAGAAGCAGAACGCCAAUCUGCAGACAGCCAUCGCCGAUGCUGAGCAGCGUGGGGAGAUGGCCCUCAAAGACGCCAAUGCCAAGCUCCAGGACCUGAAGGCUGCCCUGCAGCAGGCCAAGGAGGAGCUGGCCCGGCUGCUGCGUGACUACCAGGAGCUCAUGAAUGUGAAGCUGUCCCUGGACGUGGAGAUCGCCACCUACAGGAAGCUGCUGGAGGGCGAGGAGUGCAGGAUGUCUGGGGAGUGCCAGAGUGCCGUCAGCAUCGGUGGCCCCAGCCUCAUCCCACUUCCUUAUGGGAAAAUCUUCUUUCCACCCUGGUCGCCAGGGGCUGCCCUGCCCCACUUCACCCUGGCGCUUGGCCUCCCUUUCCUGGAGAUUGUCCACUACACAGUUAGGGCACAGAGAAAGCACAGGUUCAUGAAAGAAGGCGUGGAGACUUGA
Echinops telfairi (small Madagascar hedgehog) is the source of this 1113-nucleotide messenger RNA. Its product is annotated as keratin, type II cytoskeletal 3-like. Gene Ontology annotation, biological process: intermediate filament organization; keratinization. Lineage: Eukaryota; Metazoa; Chordata; Mammalia; Afrosoricida; Tenrecidae. Gene Ontology annotation, cellular component: keratin filament. The transcript is spliced from 10 exons. Bases 1 to 1113 code for a protein of 370 amino acids. The record is from RefSeq and is a predicted model, not a curated record. Gene Ontology annotation, molecular function: structural constituent of skin epidermis.